AUGAUAACUGGCGAAGAUUUGAAAGUGAAAAGAAAUGUAUACAAAUAUUCCCGUACCGAAAAACAAUCACAAAGCGAUUUAUCACCAAAAUGCAGUGCAGAGAGCAUUGAUGUCGAGUCAGUUACCUCAAAGAUUUUAAUAAUACCCGGAUUAGGUGAAACAUCUGAACGAAAUGUCCCGUUCGCUUGCAUGAAUGAAACUAUGAACGACAGAGAAAAUUGUGAUUCAGAGCAUAUCAUAAACUUUGCAGAGAUGAAAGCGCCCAGUUGGAUAGCUGAGGGUUAUGAAACUAUAAAUUUGAGUGAAGCAGAACGCAUAAUAAAAGAGUGGGGUAAUAGGCCACCCGAGUCAUUUACAAAAUUUUCAAAUAUCAAUAAUAAAAAGCACGAAAACAUGGUGAAAAUAUUAGGGGGUACAGAGAGCGCGAAGCAUUGUGCUAAGAGAUUUGAAUGGAAACGGCAAUCACGAUAUAAAAACAUACAACCGAAUCAAAAUGAUAUAUGUAGGCGUAUUAAAAUUCCAUCGGAAAAGGAAGAAACGAGAGAUUUUCCCUGCCAUCAUGCCUUGAAACCGAUCAAGAGAAUGCUUUUUGAGGACGAAAGUAGGGAAAGUCUCCGUUCCUGCCUAUUAUCUAAACAAACGCCAUCAUGUUGCAGUUAUACGAAGAAACCAGUAACUAUUUCGCCCAUCGGUCAAUCUAAAUGUAAUUGUGAUUUAACAAAUCGCUUGGCUUGCCCUCAGCCCAACGUCACGACUAGCGUUUGCGAAACGAAACCUGAAGAAUCAAGAUGCGAUACCCAACGUUACAAUUGCAGGCCUCUCCGAUCAAAUUGCUGUCAUUGCGAAGUUAUAUAUAAGACUAGCACUCAAACUAAUCGCACCGCUCAGUCGAAAAUGUGUCAUUGCAAUUUCGAUGACGAGAAACCGACUACCUCGAAAGGUAUAAAAAGUGAACGGCCGGAUAUUUGUUUGCCAUCUAUUGAAUCCAAUCCAAGCGAGAAAUUGAAGGGAUCCAAGCAAGAUUUAAUAGAUAAUAUUAUGCGUAAGCUAUUAGGUUGCGAUAAUUCGGAAAUAAAUAUUGAAAUAAAAAAAUCGAAAAAAAGAAAUUUCGCGCCAUCUUUAAAUGAUCGAGCAGCUAUAAUUGCCAAAGAAUCAAUAUCUUGUCAAACUGAAUUUACGAGUUUAACUCGUGAUCCUGAUAGUCGGAGAACUCAAAAACAAACUACUUCUGUGAAUUCAUCGAAAAGUCAGCAAGAACCAUAUGAAUAUCAUCGAGACGAUGGCUUAACACAAUGUCGAUCGCGAUGUCAAUACGGCAAAAAAGCCACUAGGAAUAAAGAUAUUUCCACUUAUACCCAUUUUCAUGAUGCGCAGAUUAAUUGUCUUGAAAAUUCGAAAGAAAUUUCGAAAGUGACGCGAAAGAACUCAGUUGAGUCUUGGUUAAGAAAUAAUCCUAGCCAUUUAGAGUAUCCAAGAAUUAAUGACGAAGCUAGCGGUAGUUCCUUUCACAAUUCCACAGAAAGCAACGAUUUUUUGCGCAAUUCCUUGAGUGAUUCGAACUUUUCGGAAUAUCAAACUAGCGUAGCACCAAGUUGUGGCGCAGCCUUUCCCUUGGCCAAUCAAAUUCCUAACAAGGAAAGAAACUUAAAUUCAAAAGCUUUUCUAAGAAAUUCGACUAAUGCGUCCAAUGAGAGCGGACAAUCACUUGUUGAAGAUACACUAUCUGUAACGGAAGAUCCCAUUGAUUUCUCAGUGGGAGGACAAAAUGUCAGCUUUUUCAACGAUCUACAAAAUGGUCCAACGUUAAAAAUUCCACGCUUUGCUCUCAACUUACAUGAAAAACAUCAUAACAAUCAAUUAAUUGAUGCAUCUUUCGAUUAUAUCGGGUCAGAACAAUCUGAAUAUUCGAAAGGAAAUCAUGCAUCUUUUAAGGCAUCGCCUGAUGCUGAUCAAGAACCUAAUAGCUUGUAUUUUCUACGCACCAAUCAUUGCUUAUUUUCACCGAAAAGCACGUUUGACCAAUGUCUACAUAGUACUGAACCAUAUGUGGGUUACUCCCAUUCGGAUUCUAAGUGUUAUGAAUAG
This is a messenger RNA of Glossina fuscipes, 2085 nucleotides long. RefSeq lists its product as uncharacterized. Lineage: Eukaryota; Metazoa; Arthropoda; Insecta; Diptera; Glossinidae. The record is from RefSeq and is a predicted model, not a curated record. The coding region runs from base 1 to 2085 and encodes 694 amino acids. The transcript has 2 exons.